AUGGAUUGCAUGGCUAAGGUUGGUCUUGUCAAGGCCAUGGGUGUACUAUUCCAAGAUGUUUCCAGAGAUCUCCAGAUGGAUUCCACUGACUUUGGAAUCGCCCUUGGACUUUUACUCUCCGUCGGUAGCAUAGCAAGCCCCAUCGUCAUAGCGCUGUAUAACAGAUGUCCUCAUCCCCGUCUCUUCAUGUUACUUGGUGCUGUGAUGAGUCCGUGCUGCAUUAUUCUUGCAUCGUUUACCAACACGAAGGCUGUAUUACAAGUCGGAUUUACCGUUUCUGGAUUGGGGCACAGCAUGGUCCGAAUGCCUUGCCUUGUGGCAUUGAAUCGACUUGCAGGUGACAACUUCAACAUCUUCUACAGCCUUGCAUCUUGCGGACACGCUCUGGGAAUGGUAUUCUACCCUUUCAUGGCAGAAGAGCUGCUAACUGCUUACGGAUGGAGGGGGGCUCUUGUGAUUCUGGCAGGCCUCAUGUUUCAUGAGGUCCCUUGCCUGAUGACCAUUCAGAUGCCCUCGAAGGAUAUUCCUUCGAAAGAUGGAGAAGGAUUGCGAGACAGUGAUCGAGACAAGCUCUUAGCUCCCUUGGUUGAAGAGCCCGAAAAUGAAUCUGAUAUCCCUAUCGACAAGUCGCGCAACGCCGUGCAUGGACACUCGCCUCUCAGUAGUAUAGCCGAUGUAACGCAGAUUCUCCUGAAGUGGUUUCGCAGUACCAUGAUAUAUUUGGACCCAAUAUCUCUUUUCAUCUUCCUAUCACAUACUUCGAUGGUGUUUGUGUACAGUGGAUGGCUCUCAUUCCUUGUUCCACACGCCCUCCAGAGAGAACUUUCUAGCCAUAACAUCAUUCUUUUGACAUUCUGUGCUGCCGUUGGAAGCAUCUCUGCAAGAGUCUCUGUGGGUUUCCUCACCCAUAGGCUGAUCCGUCCCAUUGACAUGGUUCUUAUCUUGAGCAUCAUGAAUACAGUUGUUAUGGUGACUGAUGUGUAUAUUCCGAACCUGAUUGUCAUGUUGAUAUCAUCGUUUUGUUCAUCGGUUAGUUUCGCAGGAAGAGGUACCCUGGGGCACUUGGUGAUCAAGGCACGGGUCUCAGCUGAUCACCUGGCGAUGUCUUUGGCUUUCCUGGAAGUCGUUGCUGGUUCAGCAGUGUACUUUAGUGGAUUCAUAGCAGGAUUUACGGCUGACACGUUUUCAUCAUAUGACGCGUCGUUCAAGCUCCUUGCCAUCGUCGAUGUCUUCACCUUUUUCCUCAUGUUACCCGUCAAAAUAGUAAAGAGACGAGAAACCUCCUCGUGCGAGCUGAAAUGA
Messenger RNA from Strongylocentrotus purpuratus (purple sea urchin), 1302 nucleotides. RefSeq names its product monocarboxylate transporter 12-like. Lineage: Eukaryota; Metazoa; Echinodermata; Echinoidea; Camarodonta; Strongylocentrotidae. Gene Ontology annotation, molecular function: monocarboxylic acid transmembrane transporter activity. Bases 1 to 1302 code for a protein of 433 amino acids. Gene Ontology annotation, biological process: transmembrane transport. The transcript has 4 exons. The record is from RefSeq and is a predicted model, not a curated record.